Messenger RNA from Drosophila gunungcola (fruit fly), 1639 nucleotides. RefSeq lists its product as uncharacterized. Bases 265 to 1251 code for a protein of 328 amino acids. The transcript is spliced from 2 exons. The record is from RefSeq and is a predicted model, not a curated record. Lineage: Eukaryota; Metazoa; Arthropoda; Insecta; Diptera; Drosophilidae.
CACCCAGCAGCUGCUUGCUUAAUUUUUGUCUACCUGGUUAUUGUUUAAAUGAGUAAAUUUUGACUUAAUUAAGCCUAUACCGCCGUGCAAUUAUGAACGGUGCUAAAGCUAUAAAAAAAAACCAGCUGACUGUUAUUUUAACCCUGAAUCGACUGGCACACAUUGCCUAGCCAAACAAUAACAAAGAACGGUGCGCUGACUAAGCGGCGAAAGUGGUUGCAGCAAAGUCCAAUUACUAUCACUCGCCCUUUCCCAUUGGACACCAUGGACACCAGUGCCGUAGUGCCCCAGGCGGACGGGCGCCCCAUGCCGCCCGAGGAGCUGGCCAUGCAGCAGCUCACCAAACAAUUGUUCAAAUCCCGGCUCUUCCGUGGACACUACCUGGAGCGCUGCUUUGUGGAGCAGGUGGGAGGCUACAGAGACGUGGUGGUGCUGCAGCGCAGCGAGCGCGAGCUGGAGAAGCUGCUGCACUCUAGCGCCGGCCAGCUGCAGAGGUUCUACCAGCGCUUCGUGCCCAACAUGUGGGUGGGCAUCACAAGCGGAAGUUGUGGCAGCUACAAACACACGCCGGAUCCGGGUCAACUGGAGACCUGCAUCUGGACGGAGAUUAGCGACCUGGCUUUUGGGGAGUACUGGUUCAGCAUCAAGACACUGCGCUUCAGGGACCAGGAGGUCCAGCUGAAACUAAAAAUGGUGCGGCCCGUUGAGCCCGAACCACUAAUGACACCGCGGAGAUCUGUUGUGCUCAAUAGGAGAAACCCCUCCAAUGCGAUCACAGCGGGGGAAGAGUCCUCCAAGGAAGACGAGGUGGCGGAGAAAAUUCAGCUUGGUCUCAACGACUUUUUGGCUGUGCUGCAACAGUGGGGCGAUGGAGUCAAACAGACCGUGUACGAUUUCAUGGCCAACGAUGUCAACAAGAGGAACAUACUGGGCACCAUUCGGUUUCUGGGGCUGCUCAUCUUAUCUGCCCUGGGUGGAGCAGCGCUGGCCCUACGAUUCCUUGGCGUUUUCGCUGUUCGCUUCCUGUUCGAGCUGAGCCGCUUCACCCACACCGCCACUCCCAUUGUGUUCAAGCUGAUCGAGUUUCUGAACAAGAUUGUUGGGGCUUUCUUCAUACUCUUGGCCAUGAUAUGGAAAGACAUUGUACAUCGUGGCCGGCCGGUACCGAUGCAGCAGCUGGAGGCGAGCAGCCGCUUUAAGAGCAUAGAAUAUGAACGUUCCGAGCCGCAUCGUCGAAGUCCGCGCUGGUGACCCGCAGUUAGAGGCAAUUGUGUCUAGCAAAAUGUGUGUAACUUAGUCCAGGGUGAAAGGGCAACGAUAAAUUAUUAAAAUUGUGUUACUAGCCGUAAGCCAAUCGAAGCCAAUUUCUAUCCCCGCUUCGAGUUUGAAGGUAUUUGCGCCGCAAAUACAUGGGGCAACUAUGAGAUUUCCAGAUUUUAGCCAAAUGCAAUAUUGUAAAUUAUUUGAUUGGCCUGCCACUGGCACGCAAUCGCAUGCUUAUUAACUCCCACUGUUAAUUCAAUGUGCAUUGUCCAAAAAUUUGUUAUUUGUCUAAUCCGUUUAGUGUUAGGUCCUGUAAUUUAUGUGUCGAAAAUUAUUUUGAAUAAAUUGAAUGCAAUAUGCGAAAAUCGAAAUAAAA